AUGGGUCUUCGCAAAGGGCAUUACGGGUUCAAUUGUUCCCGAGACAAAUGCGAUGCAUACAAUCCGACACGGCCCAAGGCCUUUGACUUCGCAGCAGACGCAGAACAAGUAGUGGGAGAGAUCCACGAUAACUUCACUUGCGAUAACCGAGAGUAUGGAUAUUAUGCCGAUCAAGGACACGACUGCCAAGUCUUCCACAUCUGUAUGCCAGUCAAAACUGUCACUGGCAGAAUUCUUGAUACUUUCCAGUUCAGCUUCUUCUGCCCAAACCAAACUCGCUUCAGUCAAGACUCUCGCACUUGCAUCAGUGAGGAACAGGCUUACCCAUGUCACAAGGCACACACUUUGUACGACUUGAACAAGGCAAUAGGACAACGCCCUUUGAAGAAGAAACCCGUUGGGGUAGGGGAGACAGCUGGGGCUACCCACAGGUUCAGCUCGUCUUCCUCCUCGUCUGGGUCCCAUAGCACUUCGUCUGCAGAAGACAGUAGCUUUACGUCGUCUUCCAACCAUCAUUCCUCUAAUAAUGCUCUGCUUGUGGAAGAUUCGGUUACACCAGUGCAUAUCAACUCUAAUCUGAAUAUUGGGGCUUCAGUCGUACCUGCUUCCCAACCUACAAGUUCCUCUGGCUUUUCUAGGUCAUCCAUUAGUGCCAGCCAAAGUAGGUUGACUGGUGGCCAGUCCUCUUCAUUUAAUACAAGGGUAUCCAGUGAUGCUCAAAGCCAGGCUACAGUUUCGUCAAACACUGGUAGUUCACAGGAAAACACAGGACAGUCCAGCAACUCGAGAGAUUUCACUCAUUUAUCAGUCAACUCCGAAAUCACUGAACCUAUUAUACCACCGGGAUCACAAGUACUUUCUACGGUGUCCUUAAAUCGCCAAAAUGCACUAAUCCAAAAACUGGAAAAGGAUCAUGAAUCAUCGAUAAAAAAUAGCGAGUCCGCCACACAAGGCCAUGCAGGAGCACAGCAGUCAAAUACAGCAUCAUUUUCUCACUCCAACACUGACAAUAGGCGUAUAUCUACUUCAGGCAAUUUUGCGUCAAAUUCUGCAACUUCUAAUAAUCAAGGGUCCACUCUUGUAUCAAGCAAUGCACAAAACGAAUCUCCUAACUUCAGGCCACUAACAGUAAAGGGGACACAAAAUGCAAAUUCAGUUAGACUUACCACUACACAGAGACAAACUUCUGCACCUCGGGUACAGCCUCAAGUGAAUACAGUGCAAGGUAGUGCUGGGCUCUCCUCUUCCAUCACAAUCCCAGGAUUCUCUGCUGGAAUAGUUAGGGUUGAUGGAGAAACUCUAACCAACAGUGGUUCAGAUGUUGCUCAUGCUGACCAAGAUUUAGAUGAUAUUGAUAUCUCAACUGAAGAUUAUGAAACUGAUGAUGAAUACAUUACUACUGAAACCCCUUCAUUACUUUCACCAAAGGGAUCUACAGGUUCAGGAUUACGUGGGUCGUCCUUACCUGUAAACAGUCAAAGAAAUAAUGCAGCUGGUUUUAGCUCAUCCUCCAGCUUCCAUGGGUCUUCUAAUGGGCAAGGAUCUAGUGCAGGAUCCAUAUCUUCAAGCGUAUCUGGUAACCAGGGAUCUAGGGUAAAUAUAGGGUUCAGUGGUACACCUGUGUCUGUCACACAGGGUUCUGUUAGAACUUCUGUAUCUAACACCCAAGGAUCUAGAGUAGCAUCCAUUGGAACUUCUACAGCUAACUCCCAAGGACCAAGGGGAACAGUAAGAUUUAGUGGCAUAUCAGCAUCAAAUGCUCAAGGAUCUAGGGGAACAUCGACAUUUAGUGGAGCAUCUGCUGGCACUCUGGGAUCUACCAGUUCAUCAGGAUUUAGUGGUGUGUCUGCAUCUAGCACCCAGGCAUCAAGGGGAACAGCAGGAUCCGGUGGAGCAUCUGUAUCUAAUGCACAGGGAACCAUUAGAACUACUGUAUCAAAUGUACAAGGGUCUCGAGGAGCAUCAUCUGGAACUGCAACCAAUAUUCGAGGGUCUCAAGGAACAGCAGGAUUCAAUGGAGCAUCUACAUCUAAUAUCCAAGGGUCUAGGGGAACUACAGGAUUUAGUGGGGCAUCAACAUCUGGCACACUGGGAUCUACCAGCUCAUCAGGAUUUGGUGGAGUAUCUGCAUCUAACACCCAGGCAACAAGGGGAAAACCAGAAGCCAGUGGAGCAUCUGUGUCGAAUGCACAGGGAGCCGUUAAAACUACUGUAUCAAAUUUGCAAGGGUCUCAGGGAGUAUCCACUGGAACCACAACCAAUAUCCAAGGGUCUCAAGGAACAGCAGGAUUUAGUGGUGCAUCUACAUUUAACACCCAAGGAUUACAAGUGGGUGGGGUAUCUAGGGGAACAACAGGAGCUAGUGGAGCAUUUGUAUCUACAACACAGGGAUUUGACAGAACUUCAGUAGCUAAUGCCCAAGGAUCAUCAGGAACAUCAACAACUAACUUCCAAGGAUCUCGAGGAACAGUAGGAUUCGGUGGAGUAUCUGGAUCUAAUACCCAAGGAUCUAGAGGAACUGCAGGAUUCAGUGGAGCAUCAACAUCUGGCACACUAGGAUCUACCAGCUCAUCAGGAUUUGGUGGAGUAUCUGCAUCUAACACAGGGUCUCAAGGAACAGCAGGAUUCAAUGGAGCAUCUAUAUCUAACACCCAAGGAUUGGGUGGAGUAUCUGGCACACAAGCAUCUAGGGGAACAGCAGGGGCCAGUGGAGCAUUUGUAUCAACUACACAGGGAUCUAGCAGAACUUCAGUAGCUAAUGCCCAAGGUUCAUCUGGAACAUCCACAGCUAACCUUCAAGGAUCCCAAGGAGCAGCAGGAUUCAGUGGAGUAUCUGGAUCUAAUACCCAAGGACCUAGAGGAACUACAGGGUUCAAUGGGGUAUCAACAUCUGGCACGCUGGGAUCUACCACUUCAUUAUCUAGCACUCAGGCUUCUAGGGGAACAGUAGGAUCCGGUGGAGCUUCAGUCUCUGGUACUCAGGGGACUAUUAGAAUAACUGCCUCAAAUGUACAAGGAUCCAGGGGAACAUCUUCUGGAACAGCUGCAAACAGCCUCCAAGGAUCCCAAGAAACAGGAGGCUUUAACAGAGUAUCUAUAUCUAACACCCAAGGUUCCAGAGGAACUGCAGGAUUUAGUGGAGCAUCUGUAUCUAGCAGUUCUUCAGGAAUAAGUAGAGGGUCUACAUCUAACACUCAAGCAUCAAGGGGAACAGCAGGAGCAUCUGUGUCUAAUUCACAGGAAUCUAUUAGAACUUCUCUGUCUAAUGCACAAGGAUCUACAGGGACAUCCACCAGCUUCCAGGGAUCUAGAGGAACUGUCAACUUCAAUGGAGCAUCUAUAUCUAACACUCAUGGAUCUAGGGGAACUACAGGAUUUAGUGGAGCAUCUGUUUCUGGCACAGUAGGAUCCUCCAGUUCAUCAAACCUCAGUGGAGGUUCAGCUUCAGGCAGCCAGGCAUCUAGGGGAACUGUGGGAUUCAACGGAGCUUCUGUGUCUAGUGCACAGGGAGCUAUCAAAACUACCGUAUCUAAUGUACAGGGAUCCAGAGGAACUGCAGGGUUUAGUGGAGCAUCUACAUCUGGUACACAAGGAUCUAUUAGUUCCUCAGGAAUAAGUGGAGCAUCUCUUUCUAGCACUCAGGCAUCUAGGGGAACAGCAGGAGCUACAGGAACAACUGGAUCUACACUUAACACACAAGGAUCAAGAGGAACCUCUGGAUUUAGUGGAGCUUCCAUACUGAACAGGCCAGGAUCCAGAGGAACUGCAUCUGCAACUGCUACACUGGGAUUAAGUGGAGUAUCUGCUUCUAAUGCCCAAAUAUCUAGGGGAACAGCAGGAGCUAGUGGAGUGUCUCUGUCUAAUGCACAAGGAUCUAGAGGUGUAUCCACUGGUACAUCAACAGUCAACUUCCAAUCAACAGCCAGAUCCACUUCUAACACACAAGGAUCUACAGGAACGUCAGGUUUACAAGGAACAUCUGUUUUGAAUGUCAACAGCAGAACAUCUGUAACCAAUACCCAAGGCACCUCACAUGUUAAUGGUGUACAUUUGUCUAAUAUACAAGGAUCAGAGGCAAAUUCUCAAAUUAAUCUAGGGGUGCAGGGUUCAGCUGAUGCAGCUGUAUCAACUACAACUUUUGGAUCAAGAGGCUCAUCUAAUAUAGGUGUUGCUUCUCAAUCAAUAAACAAGAACCCAGGAUCACGGGUAACAACUCUCUUAGUAAGCAAUGAAGGGGAAAAGUCUUCUUCAAAACUCAGAAGUUCUACAGAAAGUCAAGGAUUAACAAGUUCAACUGCUCAACACCAAUCUGAAUCACAAGGGUCUGAAGCAUCUGGACUUCAUGGAUCAGGAGUGCAUGGGUCAGCAUCUUCAGGAAUCAGAGGGUCUACAGCCUCUGGAGUACAAAGUUCAGUUGCUACAGUUCAAGGGUCAAUAUCCACAGGCAUACAGGGGUCACUUACAGGAUCACAGGGGUCAGUAUUGGUAAGAGGUCAUGAGUCAGGUUCCUCAUCAGUUCAUGGAUCUGUUUCUUCAACUCAAGGGUCAGCUUCUUCAGGUGUUCGUGGGUCAGCUUCUUCAGGUGUUCGUGGGUCAGCUUCUUCAGGCGUUCGUGGGUCAGCUUCUUCAGGUGUUCGUGGGUCAGCUUCUUCAGGUGUUCGUGGGUCAGCUUCAUCAGGUGUUCGUGGGACAGCAUCUUCAAGUGCAACAGCAUCCUCCUCAGUAUCAAGAACAAGAGGAUCUGAGUUGUCCAACGUUCAAAGUACGCAGUCCUCCUCCACUAUCUCAAACAGUCAAGGAUCCAGAUCAUCUUCACAUGUUAACAGGAACAGAGGAAAGAAGAAGUUCCAACCUAGCGCCUACCUCUUGCAGGGAUCAUUAUGGAACUCUAGAAAUACUCAAACCUCUGUCAGGCAAAGCUCAGCUGCUGCUUCUAUUCCAAGGGGAAAUCGCAGGUUUCGUACAUCAAGCGGAAGCCAACGUUCUUCAUCAGGCAGCAGGAAUUCUGCAAACAAUGAAGUAAGCAAGACAGAAUCUGUAAAAGAUUCGUCUGCUAGUUUCUCAUCAUUUGGCACUCAGACUUCUAGGGGAACAGUAGGAUCCAGUGGAGCAUCUGUGUCUGGUCCACAUGGAGCUAUUAGAACAAAUGCUCAGAGUUCUAGCGUAUCACACUCAAAUAUCCAGACUUCAAAUGGCUCCUUCAGGUCUAGUGGUUCAACAAGUGGUUCUACCAACUUUCAGAGACCCACAUCCCCUCGUACUGUCGUAGACUCAGUAGCAACUGGCCAAAGAUUUCAUGGAUUAUCUCUCUCCCAAGGUACAUCAAGUUCAGUAACAAACACUCAGAAUUCUGGAUCAUCAAGGAAUCAGUUAUCUUCAAACUCAUUUAGAGUGCAUGGAUCAUCUCAGGUACAAAACAACGAAAUUUCAAAAACCGUUUCUGUUGAUAUACAGAAAAACGAAGCCUCUUCUCAAAGCAAUGAAUUUGGGGAAAUUGAUUUGGUAACUACUACAGAGAAUUAUGAUUAUGAAGUCAAUACAGAAUAUGAGCUGACAACUGAAUCAACUUUUGAGGAUUAUGAAACUGAGAAUACAGAGGCCCCUGUACAGAUUGUGUCCACUAAUUCUCGUAGGAACCAGGCAAGGGCCUUCGGAUCCCGUGGUAAUUUCUUCUCAAGUAAUUCCUUAAACUCUGCCCGCAACACUAGGCCUACAAUAAGGAACCAAGUCACACUAGCACCUAUUGUAAAGCAGGCUACUUCUACUGAUGCUUCCAUAACCAAUUCUCAGGUAUCAAAACCAACAACACCAUCUUUUAAUACCGGAACUUCUCCUUUGAAUGGCCCAAGAAUAACAACAACAGCACCUCUAAUAAAUAAUUCAUUCAGAAGGACCUCAAGUCGUCAGCGUUUAACCAGCAGGAAUAAUGUGGUUACUAAUUCUCAAACUGCUGCAGAAUCAGAGGCCAAUGUUCAAGAAAAUACUGAAGAAUCUUUUGAUGGCCUUCGUGUGUUUGAAGUUUCCGAAGGAAGCCAAAAUUCACAAGGAAAUGAAAGAACUGUGAUCAAGAAGAAGAUUAUUAUUAAUGGAAGACCAGGAUCACGAAGAACUAAUAAAAAUAACCAGGCAAGUGUGAGUGCUCAACAGGAAACAACAGACACUGCUUUGGAUAGUACUCAGUCUUCUAACAACGGGGAAACACUUAGAGCUUCCUCUGUCUCCAGUGCCCAAACAAGGAGUCAGAAUGCAAGAGUGUCUUCCGGAUCUAGUAGACUAUCAGGAAGGCAAGGAUCAAGGUCAUCAGUAAGGCAAGGAUCAAGGUCAUCUUCAAGAUCACGGGGAUCAUCCCGUGCAAGCUCUGUUACCAAUCAAGAAUCAACAUUAACUUCUGACGGCCAAACAGAGGAAGAAAAGAAACGCACUAGGGCAUUAGAUGCUCUAGCAAGAUUUAACCCUGGGCUUGGGAAUUCACAGUUAUUGUCAGUGAGGUUCGUCCCAAAUAAGAAAGCCACAGUGACCAAAACAACCAGCAAUGACAAUGGAUCACGUGGUUCGACAAGAUUUACCUCACGCCGUCGUGGACCAGCAGCACCAACUACGAGUCAGGAAUCCGUCACGACAACAGUAGUACCAAACUCACAAGAGGCUACUCAGGAUUCACAAAGUGAUGCAAAGACUCAAAGGGCACUAGCAGCAUUACGGAAUUUUAAUCCAGGUGCCGGCAAUGCUAAGUUACUAUCUGUAAAGUUCACCCCCAAUAAAAAUAGCCAAGACAAAGUAUCCACCAACCAAGAGGCAAGUGUUCGUAGCUCGUCCAGAUCUUUUGAAGGCCGCAGCCGAGGUAACUCCAGGGUAUCCAACAGCAUUACAACCACAGUACCUCCUCAGCCUAUCACAACGACUGCUGCUCCCCUUCGAAGACUCAAAACAAACAACAGAAGAGUUGUUGUCCGUAAGAGGAUCGAAAAUCAGGAAAGAGAUAGUUCUGACACUGAGGCUUCAACAACAAUUUCCACAUCUUUGAACAACGGAAGACGAGGUAGUACGAGAUUCAGGAAUUCAGGUAAUUCCCGCAGACGGGUGAUCACAAGAAUUACCCCCGUUUCUGAUAGGAACCUGCAGGCUGAAGAUGAAAACGCCAGUUCUCAGGAAAGAACAUUUAAUUCAUUCUCUUCAUCCUCAUCUUCAUUCAACGCCCAGUCAGCAAGCUCCUCUUCUACAGGAAAUUCAGAACCAUCACAGAUCACAGACAUUCCCUCAGGCUUGAAACUCCGGGUUGUUGGGACGAGCAUCAAGUCAAGCGUCUCAACAAACACAGACAGUGAAAAAGUUGAAAGUUCCUCUUCGUUUUCUCAAAGUAGUGGAUCCUCGAGAUUUUCCUCUACCUCGAAUGUAUCCAGAAGUUCGACGAAGGACUCCAGUGAACCUUUAACUGAUCUGGAACUGGAGGCUCUCUCAGCCCUGGCUCAAGUAAAUACAGGGAUUGGGUCGAAUGAGAAAAUCAACAGAACUAAUUCUAGAAGUACAUUUCGAUCGAGGUCUAGAUCUUCGUUUUCUAGAUCGAGAAAUUAGGUUCUAAUUACAAUAAUAUUCCUUUGCCAUAUAUCUUAUAUCUUGCAUUUAAUAGGUUUUUAAGACUUGAAUGUUUAUAUCAUUCGCUUGUCAUGGCCAUCAUUUUACACAGGGAGCAAGUGAAGUGCUAUAAGAUAACAUGAUUUAAACGUUAUGUAUUAACAUUAUCACUGUAUUGUUGAUAUAUAUCUCUAUGCAUUGUAUAAUAUUUGACAGUAUUAAAACAUUUGCUAUAAAA
Molecule: messenger RNA, 7810 nt
Organism: Penaeus monodon (black tiger shrimp)
Lineage: Eukaryota; Metazoa; Arthropoda; Malacostraca; Decapoda; Penaeidae
Product: platelet binding protein GspB-like
Exons: 4
Coding region: 1-7572 (2523 amino acids)
Cellular component (GO): extracellular region
Molecular function (GO): chitin binding
Source: RefSeq, a predicted model, not a curated record